Messenger RNA from Canariomyces notabilis, 2337 nucleotides. RefSeq lists its product as uncharacterized. Lineage: Eukaryota; Fungi; Ascomycota; Sordariomycetes; Sordariales; Chaetomiaceae. The transcript has a single exon. Bases 1 to 2337 code for a protein of 778 amino acids. The record is from RefSeq and is a predicted model, not a curated record.
AUGGCAGACGAACGUAUUGUCGGCAUUAUUCGAGUUCCGUUGAAUGCCUUUACCUACCAGCCCGGUAGGGGAAGAGGCCAAGACGCGGCAGCCGUUAGGCGUCUUUCCCGCCUCUUCGGGAAGGAUUGCCGGCCCGACAAAUGGGAGCAUCAUAUCAAGGGCGAAAUCAAUGCCGCGACAUAUAACAGAGUAUUGCUCGCACUCGGCAUCUCCGAAGCCGAGUUGCGGAGCACCAUUCAAACAGGCAAAUACCCACUGGUACCUCUUCGGAGAUGCAUCCUCUGUCUUGAUGGACGGCAGAGAACCGCCGCGGCUCGAAGGAGGUUUGGGAAAAAUUUUUACUGGCCCGUGAAGCUUUACCGCAAUCCCAACGUAUCGAUCUUCUCGCGCCAGACCAAAUAUCCAGACGGCGAAAUCUGCUAUCACAUCUUCAGUUUUGAGCUUGGGAAGACGGAUAAAGCCGAGAGUUGGAGACUGGAGCUGUCAGAAGACAAAGAGAAAAUACUCAACCUUUUGCUCCGGAAGGAAAACGGGAAACUCAAGAACAAGGACAUCAUAGAAUCACUCUGGGAGGUUCUCCAAUUUCCCGGCAUGAGGAGAGGAUUCAAGCUCGGAAUAUGGCACAAGUAUCUCGCAUUACUCUGCUCCGAGAACUUGGUACGAUACGUCCGCCGCAUCUUCGACAUCUUUUUUUGGAAGAUCACAGCCGGCAAUCCCCCCCUGGUACCAUAUUUCGACGACGACUCUAUCAGCUGCGUACAGCGCCGUAAUCCCUCGAAUAGCGCCGAUAGACGCUAUAUCCGACGGAUGGUAGAUACGGGCCAAUUUCUCCGUGGCGUAAAAGACGCGUCGGUCCGGCAAAGGAUUAAACAAAACCUAUUCUCCCUCAACGUCAUUGUUCCUAGCUUCGAGACGUUGCACCAAAACAUGAUAUAUUUCUCGAUCGGGGCCAAGAUCUUGAGAAAAUAUAUCGUCGACGAUGAGCCCGAUAAGUUAAGGAGGAAUGGAGGCGACGCUCUGUUCCAGAGCCUACGUGCAUGUUGGAAACCAACAGCCGAGCCUAUCGUGGAGGUUGCGGAAGGCGUUGUUCAGCGUCUACUCUCCUUGAACACGGAAUUGGCCUGCUAUCUGCUCUUCCUCGACGGUCAGAGGGACUUUCCUCAUCUAUCGAACGACCCGCUGCUCCAAGACAGGCGCGGUGAGCCCCCCCCGGCAGCUGGCAAGGACGAUUGGUACGUCUUCCGGCGCCGCGCCCGAGCGAGACAACUUGGCUUUCGCACGACAAAAAUCAGUCGUGGGCUCGCCGAAGCGCCCCCGUUGCCACGUCCGAUGGAGUGGAAUAGGGAUACGCAAGCAAAGGACUGGCGAGGCGGAAAGCCAUCCGUUGGAAAUUUCUUUGACCUGCGGCGCGACGCCUUCCUGCCCACCCUCCAACAAGCCGGUUGUAGAAGAGACGUGACGGCAGCCUUCGUGCAAAAGGAUUUUAUGGAGGCCUUUUUCGGCCCUUGUUCGUACAUGACUGAAGGACCAGAAAUGCCAAUCAAUUGGUCUGCUCCGGGUGGGCUAAGCAUGCAGGUCGACGACGAGGAACAGGUCACACGAGACGCAGGUCCUGAGGAACCGAUGCAGGUCAACGAGACCCUGCUCUCUGCACACGGAGGUCAGGCCUCCAGCCUACCCAGCCAAACGCAAGAAGUUCGGCAUGAGCUUUCCUUCCCUAUGCAGGAGAUCACUCCGCCUCUACCUGAUGGGACGCAAGCGCCAAUACCCAAUCCAACGCCAGUAGACGUGCAAGCGUCAGUGCUUGCCGAGACACUUGAGACUCCGCCUCCCAGAGGCGAUCGGAACAGCGAUCGCAGGCCGCCCAGACGGCGGGAUAGCAAGCCACGCAGCAAAUCCCCCUCCUCUCGGACUCCCAUCUCCCGAAACCGCCGAGAACGGCCUAAAGCGGGGCCGCCACGGUCCCCAAUCUUGCCUCCCGGUCCUACCGGCCCAACAGCUACAGAAGAGCUGGCGAGACAAUCCCGAGCGCCUGAGCCCGUUGAAGUGCCAGAGAGCCAGAACACAUCACACGAGGGGCCGGUACAAGAGCCGAUCCCAGGGCCGAUAGCCGAUCCCACACAGGACCCUGCGCGGUCUCAGAGAGCAGAAGCCCGACAUCGAGCCGAGAAGAGCAAUCCUAAUGAACGCUACAGGCAAUUCAGACGGCCGAAUCGCGAGUCACGCAGCAGGUUCCCCGUCCCCCGAAAUCCUAACUCUCGAAGCCGUCGAGAGCGGCCCAAAUUUGGGCCUCCACGAUCUAUAAUCCUCUCCCACAGCCCUACUCCCAGUUCCUAG